UGUAGCAGGGGAGUGCACACACUCACCAUGGCAAGAGGCCAGAGCCAAGAGCCCAGAGCCAGGUGACAAAAGGGUAAAGGCCUGCCAAGCAGCAGGUGUGAUGGCAGGAUGGGUGGAGCCUCUCAGCACAGGUCUAAAACCCACACCUGCCUUGAUCCAGCUAUAAACCACUUGAAAACUACUUAAGGAUCUUAAGUGUGCCUCAGGAGCAACGUUAGCAUCGGUUUCUUUCCACAUCAUGUUAUCACCAAAGGGAGUAAGGAAGCAUAUCUGGAGACUCCCACAAGAAGAAUUUCCAGGGUGACUCACUUCCCUUGCAUUACUCUGAACCACACGAAAAGCCUCAUGAGGACCAAAGCAGAGAGACCCCAGGGAGGAAUGUACAUACACUUUUCCACCCAGGAGGAGGCACACACUGACACUGAUGCCAUGGAGGUUCAGGGCCAGCUACCGAGAGGGUUCAGAAAUGUCCAAGACCUGCAAGCCACAGGCAGGAGUGAUGACGGACCCCAAGACCUCGCUCUGGCUGUCUGCCUGUCGGUGUUCAUCACAUUCAUUGUGGCUUUCUGCUUGGGGGCUUUCACAAGGCCCUAUGUUGACAAACUGUGGCUGAGAUGCCGGAACAAAAGGAACAGAAGCCAUGGCUCAGAUAAUGCCUAUGCAAAUGAGGGCUUCUCCAAUGGAGUUGAAGCUACAGGGGGCAUGCAGUACCCAGGGAUGGAUCUGCACCGAGCUUCUCAAAAUCCAGGCCUCUAUGAGAACCAGGACCCUUUCUUGGCACCAGAGUCAAAUCCAUACGCCACUGUCAUUCCUGAUAGAAAUUCAGGAAGCGGCAGAAAGGAGCUUGGCAGUUGGCAGAGCUCAGAACAACUCAGGGACAACCAGACAGCAGGAAGUAGAAAUGACAGCAUGCUUCCAAAUGGCAGUGCAGCUCAUUCUGCUCCCUACAGACAUCCAAAUGCUCAUAAUAAUGAACUAAGUUUAGCAGCACAGGACCACAUAUAUAAGAAUGAUAUUCUCGAGGAAUUAGAUUAUGAAACUGUGGCCCCAGAAUAUUCUGUCAGUGAGCAUUCAAUGGGCAUCUCUUCUGCAGAUGGCACAUUACAAACUGUCUCUACUGUUUCUGGCUCAGCCAGUAAUGAUAUGAAUGAAUUAGACUCAUCACUCUCAAGAGAAAUGACAGCUUCCAUCCCCCAAAUACUCACACUUACAAACACACUGAGGCCCAAAGAGAGUAAGGAAGUAGGGGGCCUUAAACAGUCACCUUUGGAAACUCUGGGCCCACAGAUGGAAAUAUCUACGGGAAUACAAGUAAACCAUUCCACAAGCUUUCUGGGUGCACAGCAGCCAGAACUCCUGGGGAUUGGUGCUGAAGGAGAGUUGCCAGUUUUCAGCAGUGUGGUCACAUGCAGUGAUGCUGGACACAUGGACACAUCAGACCUUCUGCCAAAAUGGGACAUUGGCCUCAGUGCCAUUCCCAAGGGGCCAGCACAGAAAGAUGCCCCUUCUCAUGCUCAGUAUGAUAUGGAAAGUGACUACGAUUCUGAUGAGGGGUCUUUGUUUACCCUCAGUUCAGAGGAUUCAGAGGGUACAAGGCAUGUGACUGGAGAAGAAAUACCUGGUGAAGAGGAGAGCUGUGAGGCCACCAAGCCCCUACAGGGCAAGAACUCCAUGAUAUAUAAGGACAAUGUGAUGCCAGUAGAAAGUCUUGAGGAUAAUAUCUGCUGCCAGAAGAUUUUAAAGAAAUACAAAACUCAGGAAGAUCAUUUUGAAAAACCACUCAUUUCUGGUCCAGACUCUAGUUCAUGUAAGAAUCAUCUGGAAAGUUCCUCUAAUACCAAUGAACCUGAGAAUCCACUGACCUGGCCCAGAUCCCUGGGCCAUAGUCCUUCAAGUGAUGAGAUUCCAGGUAUGUUCUUUCAUGACAUGGUUUCUCAGCCUGAGCCAGUGCAAUGGCUUUGCUCACUUCGAGAUCUAGAAUUUUCAAAUGUGGAUACUUUAACACCAACACCACCACAUCCUGCUGAAGUUCCUUCAGAUCCUGGGAAGAGUGCCUGCCGUGAAAGAGACUAAGACAUUUGUAGAUGUGAGUCUGGCAUUCAGGGAGUAGAGCCCAUAAAAGUCCUCCUUUCAAGAUCACUACAGGGGAAAACUUAAGACCCUAACAACAAGAUUCUCAAAGGGACAUCUUGGAUCCCAACCAGAUGGACACUGAUCCAAACAAGAGGUUUGUGUGUCCACUUAAGGACCAUGAUUCUAGAAAGGCCAUAACUAAACAUUGUGAUGAGCCACCUCUUCCAUAUGAAAAAAGGUUGGGGAGAAUAUUUUGGAGAUGGAUCUAAAACCAAGCUUUGACUUUACAAGAGCUUCCAAAUAUAUCCAGUUCAUUAAGUAUGCAGAGCAGUUCAGUGAUUGAGACUGGGUAAACAUUCAGUAGAGAAUCCACUGCAUUUAGGAAAAGACAAUUCUAACUUCCAUGCUCAAAUGCAGACCCAGAGCAAUCUGAUGGGAGCUGGCUCUCUAUUUGAAGAAUGGCUCCACUGUAACAAAGACAAGGAUGUUCAACUGGAAAAAGGAAACUCAAGUGACAUUUUUAGUACAUAUCAAAGCACUUACAUAGAAAUGCUGAACACUUUUUAAUGAAUUCUGCACAAAGAUAGCACAACGUUUUGGAGGGUAAUCAUGAAACUGCAAAAUUGGAAGGGUUCAAAGCAGUUCUAAAUGAUUUUUAAUAAAUUAUGUUAAAA
Heterocephalus glaber (naked mole-rat) is the source of this 2747-nucleotide messenger RNA. RefSeq names its product leucine rich repeat containing 66 (gene Lrrc66). The record is from RefSeq and is a predicted model, not a curated record. Lineage: Eukaryota; Metazoa; Chordata; Mammalia; Rodentia; Bathyergidae.